Molecule: messenger RNA, 2498 nt
Organism: Lecanosticta acicola
Lineage: Eukaryota; Fungi; Ascomycota; Dothideomycetes; Mycosphaerellales; Mycosphaerellaceae
Source: the annotation of a GenBank genome assembly
AUGAUUGGGGAUACGGGCGACAACAAAACUGGACACAUUACAACCACACCCCAAGAAGGUAUCCUCUUCUUCAACAGCAUCUUACCUCCCAACCUACAAUGGCUAUUCCGUAUUACCUCCGGGAUUGGACGCGGUCCCCCAAAGCUGGCAGACAUGAACCGGAACGAUACCUAUGGAGUGAUCAAUCCCGCCACUGUGUUUCAAAAGGCCACCAAAGAGGCAAAUCUGGGCAAUGCAGAAGUUGUGGAAGUCCUGCCGCGCUUUGGCGAAGGCGGCGCAUUUUUGAAGUUCAAGCAUGACAACAAACAUGACUCCAAAUCCGUGGCAGAGGCUGUGCACAAGUACCUCGAGGAGCAUACUGCGAGACCGUGGUGGAACCCUCUCACUUCCGUCAAAGCCAGCUUAGUAUUGGGCAGGCCAUGGGUGGAGGAUCUAUCGCGACAUCCCUCUCGGCGCGUCAAGGUGGAAUUCUUGCCGACAGAGCCUGGAGCAGAGGCGGCUGAAUUGAACCAAGAGCAGUUGUAUAGCUUCUUUCGGCCCUUUGGUAAGCUCUCGGAUAUUAUCGCACAACCCGCGGACUCCAAAGAGGUUCCGCGGUACGCCUACCUGGACUUCGAACACUACAGAAAAGCCAUUAUGGCUAAGAACUGUAUGCAUGGAUAUACUGUGUCGGACGCAGAAGGUGGUGGCAAGACAGGCACCGUUUUGCGUUUGGUGUAUGCGAAGAAGCAACGAGCAGGAUGGAUCAAAGACUGGAUUUUCGGACAUCCCAGGAUUGUCAUACCACUUCUCGCCGCACUUAUUGCCGGUAUCACGGUGGCGAUUUUCGACCCGGUUCGUACUUUGUCUAUUAAGGCUCACAUCACUCGAGCCUUCCACAUCGAAGAUAACUUCAUCUUUGCCUGGUUCAAACAACAAGGCGAAGACCUCAUCAACAAAGUCAGGUCUUUCGGCAAACAAUCUUCUUCUGACGGAGGCAUGUCCGUAGUCUGGGACGAUAGGCAAAAGGAGAUCGAGCAGAUCCAAUCCUGGCUAAUGGAGUCCGCAGAUACAUUCGUCGUGGUACAAGGACCUCGUGGAAGCGGAAAACGAGAACUUGUGGUUGACCACGCCCUACAGUAUAAGCGUGAAGCUCACAGGGUCUUGGUCGUAGACUGUAAGCCUGUUCAAGAAGCUAGGGGAGAUGGAGCUACAAUCGCGGCUGCUGCAGCUCAAGUCGGAUACCGACCUGUCUUUAGCUGGAUGAACAACAUCUCCGGUCUAAUGGAUCUUGCUGCCCAAGGCAUGACUGGUAGCAAGGCUGGGUUUUCGGAGACUCUCGAAAACCAAUUGGUGAAGAUCUGGAACAAGACAUCCACAGCAUUAAAGAGCAUUGCCCUAGAAGGUCGCAGGAAAGAUGACAAAGAUUACAAGCUCGGAGACGAUGAAUACCUCGAAGCUCAUCCGGAACGCCGACCAGUCGUGGUCAUCGAUAACUUCUUGCACAAGAGCUCCGAACCUGGGGCUGCGCUUGUGUAUGAUAAGCUGGCCGAUUGGGCAGCCCAGCUUACAACAUCGAACAUUGCUCAUGUGAUAUUCCUCACAACCGACGUCUCCUUCAGCAAAGCCCUGAGCAAAGCGUUGCCGGAUCGCGUGUUCCGACAGAUCUCACUUGGCGACUGUCCGCCAGACGUGGCGAAGAGAUAUGUUAUCAACCAUCUCGACUUCGAUGCGGUGUCAAGCCACGUCGACGGUGAAGAUGGCGAGGAGCACAAGAACCUUACACCGAGCCAAAAGCGAGAAGAUCUGCAGGAAUUGGACGAAGUCAUUGGCUAUCUCGGAGGGCGCUUGACAGACCUCGAGUUCUUCGCUCGCCGUAUCAAAGCAGGCGAAACGCCAUCCAAGGCUGUGCGUGAGAUCGUAGACCAAUCUGCCUCCGAGAUUUUGAAGAUGCAUCUGCUCCUUGAUAGCGAGAAUAGGGAGUGGACGUCCGCACAAGCUUGGACGCUGGUCCGCAACCUGGCAUCGAACGAGAGCUUGAGGUAUAAUGAGGUGAGUAGGAACAUGCAUUGAUGCCGUCAGAAUAGCGCCGCCUUGAGCUGUCAGCUAACCUCGCGCAGGUCCUCCUCGACUCUACAUUCUCUUCUGGCGGCGAUAAAGCCAUUCAGGCACUGGAGCAAGCCGAGCUCAUCAGCAUACAGUCUUCUAACGGUCGACCGUACAGCGUGAAGCCCGGCAAGCCCGUCUAUCAACCAGCUUUCCAACAACUCGUCGAGGAUAACGUCCUACGAGCAAAGAUGGAACUGGCUAUUCUGAGCGCCUCUAUCAGUACCGAGAACGCCGCUAUUGAGAAAUACGAAAAAGAGCUGAGACUCAUCGGAGAGCUGCCGAAGCAGCCGAGUCAGCUGUACGAUAGAAUGCAAUGGCUAUUGGGCAAGAUCGCUGGCAGUCAAAAGCGUAUUGAGGGGUUCGAGAAGGACAGCGGGGAACUGAAGAAGAUUCUGCAGACGGAGUUCUGA